CGCCGUGGAUGAGGCAGGUCAUCCUCCCUCUGGAUCCAGGCAGGUAGCAGGUGGCUGGAGACAGAAAAUGGGAAACGCAGCCAGCAAACUUCACUUCAGGAAAGCGGUGGUUCAGCUGACAACCAAAACUCAGCCUGUUGAAGCCUCAGAUGACGUGUUCUGGGAUCAGUUCUGGGUGGACUCCUCCACCACCGUUCAAGAUGUUUUCGCUCUGGUGCCGGCAGCAGAGAUCAGAGCCGUCAGAGAGGAGUCUCCAUCAAACCUGGCAACCCUCUGCUACAAGGCAGUGGAGAGGCUGGUCCAGGGAGCAGACUCCGGCUGCCCCUCAGAGAAGGAGCGUCAGAUCGUGCUGAACUGCACGCGCCUGCUCACCCGCAUCCUGCCCUACAUCUUUGAGGAUGCCGACUGGAGGGGCUUCUUCUGGUCCACCGUCCCCGGCAGAGCAGGGCAUCUGGACAAAGAUGCUGAUGAUGAAGGCCGUCCUCUGGCUGAGUCCCUGCUGCUGGCCAUCGCUGACCUGCUCUUCUGUCCAGAUUUCACCAUCCAGAGCCACAAGAAAAGCAGCCCGGAUACAGAUGACAUGAGAGCCAUAGACAGCUGUGAGUACAUCUGGGAGGCCGGCGUGGGCUUCGCUCAGGCGCCUCCUCUGAACUAUAUCCACGACCUGAACAGGACGGAGCUGCUGAAGUUACUCCUCACCUGCUUCUCUGAAGCCAUGUACCUUCCUCCUUCCCCUGAAAGCAAAGUCCUCAAUCCAUGGAUCUCCUUCUUCUGCUCCACAGAGAACAGACACGCUCUGCCCCUGUUCACCUCCCUGCUCAAUGUGGUGUGUGCCUAUGACCCCGUGGGCUACGGCAUCCCGUACAACCACCUGCUGUUCUCAGACUACCGGGAGCAGCUGGUGGAGCAGGCGGUCCAGAUCCUUAUCGUCACCCUGGAGCACGAGGCUGGCUCGGCCGCCAGCAUCGCCCUCCAGGCCCUGGACCCCUCUGUAUCCCCCUCAGCUGAGGAGGACCAAGAGCCUGGUGGACCUGACAACCUGUUUGUGAAUUAUCUCUCCAGGAUACACAGAGAGGAGGACUUGAGCUUCGUCCUUAAAGGUCUGGCUCGGCUGCUCAACAACCCUUUGAUUCAGACUUAUCUGCCUCGAUCUACCAAGAAGAUCCAGUUCCACCAGGAGCUGCUGAUCCUCUUCUGGAAAUGCUGCGACUACAACAAGAAAUUCCUCUUCUUUGUCCUGAAGAGCAGCGACGUCUUGGACAUGUUGGUUCCCAUCCUCUUUUACUUGAACGAUGCCCGAGCAGAUCAGUCUCGGCUGGGCCUCAUGCACAUCGGUGUCUUCAUCCUGCUGCUGUUAAGCGGAGAAAGAAACUUCGGCGUUCGCCUGAACAAACCGUACGCCCUCCGUGUCCCCAUGGACAUUCCUGUGUUCACGGGAACCCACGCUGACCUGCUCAUAGUGAUCUUCCACAAAAUCAUCUCCAGUGGACACCAGCGUCUCCAGCCUCUGUUUGACUGCCUGCUCACCAUCAUCGUGAACAUUUCACCUUACCUGAAGAGCCUGUCCAUGGUGGCUGCCAGCAAACUGCUCCACCUUCUGGAGGCUUUCUCCACACCCUGGUUCCUCUUCUCCUCCCCUCAGAACCACCACCUGGUCUUCUUCCUGCUGGAGGUCUUCAACAACAUCAUUCAGUAUCAGUUUGAUGGUAACUACAACCUGGUUUACGCCGUCAUCCGUAAGCGAAAUAUCUUCCACCAGCUGGCCAACCUGCCGUCUGACACGGCGUCUAUUCCGAAGGUCCUGCAAAACAAGAAGAAGACCGGGAUCUCCAGGACUAACUCUAUAGAGCAUGAGUCCAUGGAGGGCUCCAGACCUGCUGUGCCUGCUGAGCCCGGCACACUUAAAGCCAGCUUAGAGGCCACUCCAGGAAUCGAUAAGAUCACCGAGAAGUCUCAGGUGAGUCAGGAUGGAACGAUGGUUGCUGUGCCACAUUCAGACUCUCCACAGACGCCGACUGAAAGCUGCAGCACAGCUGGAGCCAGCGACACUGAGUCUCACUCAGAGAGAGAUAAGGAGGCCAACCGCACACAAUCAGAGUCAGCGAGGAGCCGACUGUCGAGUGUUUCAUCGAUGGCUGCGUGGAGCGCUAACUCAGACUGGAUCUCUUCCUGGAAGGCCAAACUUCCUCUGCAGACAAUCAUGCGGCUGCUGCAGGUGCUGGUUCCUCAGGUGGAGAAGAUUUGCAUUGACAAGGGUCUGACUGACGAGUCUGAAAUCCUCAAGUUCCUGCAGCACGGCACACUUGUGGGCCUCCUGCCCGUCCCUCACCCCAUCCUCAUCAGGAAGUACCAAGCCAACGCCGGCACGGCCAUGUGGUUCCGCACCUAUAUCUGGGGCGUCAUCUACUUACGCAACAUCGAUCCUCCAAUCUGGUACGACACUGACAUACGGCUGUUUGAGAUCCAGAGGAUUUAGAGGAGCUGCUGAGGAUCCAACAACAACAAAAAGGCUCUGACACUUUAUCCUCCUCACACCUGAACUGUGCUUGAAAAUCAGAGGACAGCUCAGUCUUAAUGCCAAAUUGUAUAAAGA
Archocentrus centrarchus (flier cichlid) is the source of this 2593-nucleotide messenger RNA. RefSeq names its product protein HID1-like. NCBI's taxonomy places the organism in Eukaryota, Metazoa, Chordata, Actinopteri, Cichliformes, Cichlidae. Gene Ontology annotation, cellular component: Golgi trans cisterna; membrane; Golgi medial cisterna. Bases 68 to 2476 code for a protein of 802 amino acids. The record is from RefSeq and is a predicted model, not a curated record. The transcript is spliced from 19 exons.